AUGGAGGACCUCUUUCGGGAUACAGUUGCUGGACAAAUAUUGCGGCUCGUUACAGGAAAUAGGAUUCUCCAAUAUCCCGAGGAGCGAGAUCCGUCGCUAUGGCAGAGAUACCUCAACGUCGAGAAAUCGGCCAACAUGGCUGUCCAUGGCAGCACGGUCACACCUGAACCAGAGAAAGAACUUCCCAGUGCGUCUUCGUCGGAUCCACCUACACCUCCCACAGAAGAAGAACAGCAACAAGGUGUGCCAUCAAAUCGCGAUCGGAGCAUACCCUCAGAAGAAGCGAAGGAACAAUUAGAUCUGCCGUCCGCCGCUCAGGACGCUGAUUCCAAUCAUCGGGGACCCUCUCGCCGCUCUUCAGGCUCCGCUGCAACAGCCAACGAGUUCGAAAAUGUCCUGGUCAACACCGUUAGUGGCACAAGAAUUGAUCCUGAAAAGGGCCGAGAUGCACACAUUGUGGAUUGGUACGGUCCCGAUGAUUCGGAGAAUCCCCGAAACUGGGGGAGUGUCAAGAAGGUAUGGGUUACCUUUGAGAUCUGCCUGUUGACCUUUUCCGUUUAUAUUGGGUCUUCGAUCUAUACCGCUGGUAUCCUGGACGUGAGCAACGAGUUCGGAGUCAGUCGUGUCGCCGCCACGCUAGGGCUCACUCUGUUCGUACUGGGAUAUGGAGUUGGUCCAAUGUUCCUAAGCCCUUUAUCGGAGCUACCACAGACUGGAAGAGGCCCGAUUUAUAUCGGUACUCUCGCACUCUUUGUCAUCCUGCAGGUUCCGACAGCGUUGGCAACCAACUUUGGCAUGCUAAUGGCGUUCCGUUUCAUCACGGGCUUUGUGGGUUCUCCACCCCUCGCUACUGGAGGCGCCACGAUUGGGGACAUGUAUUCUCCAGCAAAGAGAACAUAUGGCAUGGCUGUAUGGGGCAUUGGAGCCGUGUGUGGACCCACCAUGGGCCCACUCGUCGGCGGCUUCGCGGCAGAAUCCAAAGGAUGGACCUGGACGAUUUGGGAGCUCAUGUGGCUCUCCGGGUUCACUCUGGUCCUCUUGAUAUUUCUGAUGCCCGAGACGUCUUCGUCCAACAUCCUCUACCGACGCACGAUGCGCCUCCGCAAAUUGACAGGCAACCCGAAACUCAUGUGCGAGCCGCAACUGAUCGGCGAACAAAUGACGCCGAGGGAGAUCGCCAUGAUGACCCUCGUCCGGCCGUUCCUCCUGUGUUUCACUGAGCCGAUGGUGUUCCUGCUGAACAUGUACAUCGCGCUCAUCUACGGCCUGCUGUACAUCUGGUUCGAGAGUUUCCCCAUCGUCUUCAGCGGCAUCUACGGCUUCAGCCUGGGUCUCGAGGGCACGGCGUUCCUGGGCAUCCUGAUUGGCGUCCUGCUCACGCUCCCGCCCUUCAUCUGGUACCAGCGGAAAUACAUCGAGCCCAAGUUCAACGACAAGGGCGACCUGCAGCCCGAGUGGCGCCUCCCACCAUCCUUCGUCGGCGCCUUCGCCAUCCCCAUCUGCCUGUUCUGGUUUGGCUGGUCCGCCCGCCCGGACAUCCACUGGAUCGUGCCCAUCAUCGGCACCGCCUGGUUCUCUAUCGGCGCCUUCCUCCUCUUCAACUCCGUCCUGAAUUACCUGGCCGACGCGUACCCGGCGUACGCCGCCAGCGUCUUGGCGGGAAAUGACUUCUUCCGGUCAACCUUUGGCGCCGGCUUCCCCCUCUUCGCCUCGGCCAUGUACAAGAACCUGGGCGUCGGCUGGGCCAGUUCGACCCUGGGAUUUCUCGCCAUUGCGUUUAUUCCGAUCCCUUUCUUCUUGUUCAAGGUGAGUUUUGUUCCUUCCGCCCCUGAAGCCUAG
Molecule: messenger RNA, 1839 nt
Organism: Fonsecaea monophora
Lineage: Eukaryota; Fungi; Ascomycota; Eurotiomycetes; Chaetothyriales; Herpotrichiellaceae
Exons: 2
Coding region: 1-1839 (612 amino acids)
Biological process (GO): xenobiotic detoxification by transmembrane export across the plasma membrane
Molecular function (GO): fluconazole transmembrane transporter activity
Source: RefSeq, a predicted model, not a curated record